Molecule: messenger RNA, 980 nt
Organism: Ostrinia furnacalis (Asian corn borer)
Lineage: Eukaryota; Metazoa; Arthropoda; Insecta; Lepidoptera; Crambidae
Product: venom dipeptidyl peptidase 4-like
Exons: 7
Coding region: 1-915 (304 amino acids)
Biological process (GO): proteolysis
Cellular component (GO): plasma membrane
Molecular function (GO): dipeptidyl-peptidase activity; serine-type peptidase activity
Source: RefSeq, a predicted model, not a curated record
AUGGUGGCAGAGCGGUGGAGCUUCGACUGGUGCAGCGUGGCGGCGGGGGCGGGGGCGGUGGUGGCGGCGGUGGACGCGCGGGGCGCGGGCGGCAGGGGGCUGGCGGCGCACCACGCGCUGCACCGGCGCCUGGGCACGGUGGAGCUGGCUGACCAGCUGGAAUGGCUCGCGGCAGAGCGGUGGACGGGCAGGGGGCUAGCCACGCACCACGCGCUGCACCGCCGCCUGGGCACGGUGGAGCUGGCUGACCAGCUGGAAGUCGCUGAGUACCUCCGCGAUUCCCUCCACUUCAUUGACGCCCGCCGAGUGGCGGUGUGGGGCCGUGCGCACGGAGGCUUCCUCGCGUCCCUGGCUCUGGCCAGCCCGUUGAGUGUCUUCCAUUGUGGCAUCGCCAUCACCCCCAUCGUCCGCUGGCGAUAUUACGAUGUCCUUGCCCGCCGAGUGGCGGUGUGGGGCCGCGCGCACGGAGGCUUUAUGGCGUCUCUGGCUCUGGCCAGUCCGUUGAGUGUCUUCCAUUGUGGCAUCGCCAUCACCCCCAUCGUCCGCUGGCGAUAUUACGCGUCAGCAUACGCAGAGCGCUACAUGGGCUUCCCGAACGCGACGGGCAACUACCGGGGUUAUGCCGACGCUGACGUCACGAAGCAAGCAGCAGCGUUGCACGACAAGAUGUUGCUGUUGGUACACGGCACAGCCGAUGACAAUGUCCACGUGCAGCAGACGAUGGCGCUGGCUAAGGCGCUAGCUGAUCAUGGAAGCAUGUUCCGGCAGCAGAUUUACCCUGACGAAGGCCACAGCCUGGAAGGGGUCAAGCGCCAUCUCUACAGGACCAUGUCUUCGUUUCUGGACGACUGCUUCCGCAAACAGGUGCCCCCAGAGACGAAGGCGGGACUGCGGAACGGGGGGAACCUCGACUGAGAUACGUGGAGGGAUGAGGAGUUGUACUCUUGGUAAACGCAAGAAAUAGUCGUGAAACUAAUUAG